Prionailurus viverrinus (fishing cat) is the source of this 1169-nucleotide messenger RNA. It is a transcript of the gene OTC, whose product is annotated as ornithine transcarbamylase. Lineage: Eukaryota; Metazoa; Chordata; Mammalia; Carnivora; Felidae. The record is from RefSeq and is a predicted model, not a curated record. Gene Ontology annotation, molecular function: ornithine carbamoyltransferase activity; amino acid binding. Gene Ontology annotation, biological process: L-citrulline biosynthetic process. The transcript is spliced from 10 exons. Gene Ontology annotation, cellular component: mitochondrion. The coding region runs from base 50 to 1090 and encodes 346 amino acids.
UGAGACAUUCAGGGAGUGGUAAAUAUCUCUGCCACAUCCCUAUAGGCCGAUGGUUUCUGUGGAAUCACCUCCCUCGUGUUGGAGAAGGCAGGGAGUUCUAAGAUGUGGACAGCCACUACAAAAUAAAGUACAGCUGAAGGGUCGUGACCUCCUCACUCUAAAGGACUUUACAGGAGAAGAAAUUAAGUAUAUGUUAUGGCUAUCGGCAGAUCUAAAAUUGAGGAUAAAACAUAAAGGAGAGUAUUUGCCUUUAUUACAAGGGAAGUCCUUAGGCAUGAUUUUUGAAAAAAGAAGUACUCGAACAAGACUGUCCACAGAAACAGGCUUUGCACUUCUGGGAGGACACCCUUGUUUUCUUACCACGCAAGAUAUUCAUUUGGGUGUGAAUGAAAGUCUCACGGACACAGCUCGCGUGUUGUCAAGCAUGACAGAUGCAGUGCUGGCUCGAGUGUAUAAACAAUCAGAUCUGGAUAUCCUGGCUAAAGAAGCAUCCAUCCCAAUCAUCAAUGGGCUGUCCGAUUUGUACCAUCCUAUCCAGAUCCUGGCUGAUUACCUCACACUCCAGGAACACUAUGGCUCUCUGAAAGGCCUUACCCUCAGCUGGAUUGGGGAUGGGAACAACAUUUUGCAUUCUAUCAUGAUGAGUGCUGCAAAAUUUGGGAUGCACCUUCAGGCGGCUACUCCAAAGGGUUAUGAGCCGGAUCCCAGUGUAACCAAGCUGGCAGAGCAGUAUGCCAAGGAGAACGGCACCAAGAUGUCGCUGACGCACGAUCCCUUGGAAGCGGCUCGAGGAGGCAACGUGUUAAUUACAGACACUUGGAUAAGCAUGGGACAAGAAGAGGAGAAGAAAAAGCGGCUCCAGGCUUUCCAAGGUUACCAGGUUACAAUGAAGACUGCUAAAGUUGCUGCCUCUGACUGGACAUUUUUACACUGCUUGCCCAGAAAGCCAGAAGAAGUGGAUGAUGAAGUGUUUUAUUCUCCACGAUCACUAGUAUUCCCAGAGGCUGAAAACAGGAAGUGGACAAUCAUGGCUGUCAUGGUGUCCCUGCUGACAGAUUAUUCACCUCAGCUCCAGAAGCCAAAGUUUUGAUGCAGUGACGUUUGUCAAAAGAGAAGCAACGUCCUUCAGUGACCAAAUGAGUCAGUUUAUAUGGAGGAAGGAGAAGAGA